UUGAGGAAAUUCAUUUGAAGAGCAUAAAAGCUUCUUCCUAGUUUUCGUUUCAUUAACCGAGUUAGGAAAUUGAUAGAAAAAGUUCACAAUGAUCGCAAAGAUAAGUGUAUUUUGCGCUGCACUUGCAGCAGUCAAUGCCGCCGCCAUUCUUUCUGCUCCUAUCAUCAGCACGGGCAUCAGCAGCAGCUCAAGACAACAAGAUGCUGUUGGAAAUUAUGCCUUUGGUUAUGACAUUGCCAAUGGUUUGGGUGCCACCAACUCUCGGGCUGAAAUGGGAGAUGCUCUUGGAAACAAGAAGGGAGCCUAUACCAUAACUGAUAUCGAUGGCCGAGCUCGCAGAGUGGAUUACGUCGCAGACGCCUUAGGCUUCAGAGCUUCCGUCAAGACAAAUGAACCUGGUACCGCUCUUAGUGCUCCUGCUGCUGCCAUGAUAGCAAGUCCCUAUGCUCCACCCGUUGCUCCCGUCGCUCCUGCAGUAGCUGCUGCUCCGGUCUUAACUGCACCAGCCCUAACAGCUGCAACUCCUGUUGCUGCUUACAGCAGCGUCAUUGGACAUAAUACUGCUAUUGGAAUUCCCACUGGACUUGGACUUUGGGGAAGUGGAAUUGGAAAAACCAUCUUGUUAUAAAUUGAAGCUUCAAAAGUCUCUUUGUACCCUCGAAGAUUGAUCUUGCUAUUAUCUGCAAAAAAUGUAAAAUGGAAUUGUUUAUAUCAUCCUGCAAAAACGUUUUUUGAUAUAUUAAAACAAUUUUC
Molecule: messenger RNA, 753 nt
Organism: Stegodyphus dumicola
Lineage: Eukaryota; Metazoa; Arthropoda; Arachnida; Araneae; Eresidae
Product: adult-specific rigid cuticular protein 15.5-like
Cellular component (GO): chitin-based extracellular matrix
Molecular function (GO): structural constituent of chitin-based larval cuticle
Source: RefSeq, a predicted model, not a curated record